AUGCCCACGUCAGCAAUCACGCCACUACCCUCCCACUGACGUUCUCGUUUCUGAUUGGCGAAUUGUUGUUAUACGAAAAUACGACAGAAGCGCCAGGGUAACAUGUUUUGUGGACAUCUGUAGCGGUGUGUGCUCGGAAUUGUUACUUGGGUCCGGCGCAUUGCCCUCAAACACUCGAUUUGUGAUCAUCCCGUAAUAUGAGAAAUUCACACACAUGCAAAACAGCAAAUCAAAACAUGUUUGAAGAAAAGAACAUGGGCAGCUUCUGGAUAGAAGGAACCAUUGGUGCCAUAAAAGUCUUGGCUUUUGUAUGCGACAUCAUUACAUACCCUGUAUAUCUCAUUUUGCAAAGGCCAUGGGAAAAGAAGACGUUGUCUAGAAGAGUAAAAGCUCAGCCUGUUUCUAUAGAAGAAAAGUCCAUUACGUAUCGCAGUUUGCAAGAGCCUCGUGAGGUUCAUGUUCAAUUGUUACGUGAGGGAGUAGAGACAAUGACAGAAAUGUUGCAUUUUGUAUCAAAACUGCAUGAAAAAAAACGAUGUCUGGGAACACGAGAGAUACUUGCAGAAGAGGAUGAAGUUCAGCCAAAUAAGCGAGUGUUCAAGAAGUAUGUUAUGGGAGAUUACAAAUGGAAAACAUUCACAGAAGUUGAAAGACUUGCCGCUAGUUUUGGCCGAGGCCUGAGGUUACUUGGACAACCUUCCAAAGCCAAUGUAGUUUUAUUUGCUGAAACCAGAGCUGAGUGGCUUAUAGCAGCUCAUGGCUGUUUCAAACAAAACAUUCCUGUGGUUACUAUAUAUGCUACAUUAGGUGAAGAAGCAAUAGCUCAUGGGAUAAAUGAAACUGAAGUGUCAUUAGUUAUUACAUCACAUGACUUGUUACCGAAAUUUAAGAAUGUAUUGGCAAAAACUCCAAACGUGAAGAAAGUAAUUUAUAUGGAAGAUCAGCUAGCAAAGACAGAUAUUUCUGGAUUUAAGAGUGGCAUUGAUAUCGUCCCAUUUUCAGAAGUGCUGAAAUCUGGAGAACUGUCUGAUAUUGCUGAGGUUCCACCUUCUGCUGAAGACAUAGCCAUCAUCAUGUAUACAAGUGGAUCUACAGGGGCUCCUAAAGGUGUUCUGCUCACACAUAAAAACAUGAUAAGCACUCUAAAGGCCUUCGCAGAUGCUGUCUAUAUUUACAAUGAUGAUGUUUUCAUGGGCUACUUGCCACUGGCACAUGUAUUUGAACUUCUUGCAGAAUCUGUAUGCCUGCUCUGUGGCGUUUCCAUUGGGUACUCAACGCCAUUGACCAUGCUUGACAGUUCAAGUAAGAUUAAGAAGGGAACCAAAGGAGAUGCAUCUGUUCUUCGACCAACCUGUCUCACUGCAGUGCCCUUAAUACUGGAUCGGAUAUCCAAGGGUAUCCAUGAUAAAGUUUCCAAAGGAAGUGAUUUCACACAAGCAUUGUUCAACUUUGCGUACAAAUACAAACGUGUAUGGACAAAGAGAGGCUUUGAUACUCCUCUUAUGAACAGGGUGAUAUUUGGUCAGACACGGCAGCUGAUGGGUGGAAAGCUUAGGUUGGUCCUAUCUGGUGGAGCCCCACUGUCUCCAGAUACCCACGAACUUGUAAAGAUUUGUUUGUGUGUUAAAGUAAUCCAAGGCUAUGGACUAACAGAAACGUGCUCUAGUGCAACUGUUAUGGACAGUCAUGAUAGAACAACAGGACGUGCUGGUGUUCCAGUGACUGGUUGCGACAUAAGAUUAGUAGACUGGGAAGAAGGCAAAUAUAGAAUAACUGACAAACCUUUCCCUCGAGGAGAGAUUGUUAUUGGUGGCGAUAAUAUUUCUCCAGGCUAUUAUAAAAUGCCUGAAAGAACAGAAGAAGAAUUUUUUGAAGAAGAUGGUAGACGAUGGUUCAGAACUGGGGAUGUUGGUGAAUUUCAUGUGGAUGGAGUGAUGAAAAUCAUUGACCGCAAGAAGGAUCUGGUAAAGCUGCAACUGGGUGAGUAUGUCUCACUGGGGAAGGUGGAAGCAGAGCUGAAAACUUGUCCAGUGGUAGAGAAUAUCUGCGUAUAUGGAGAUGCUACAAAACAUUACACAGUGGCAUUGAUUGUACCAAACCCUUCUCACUUGGUUACGCUUGGCAACAAGUUGGGCUUAAACUCUCUGAAUUUUGAGCAGCUAUGUGUGAAUCCAAUUGUUGAGAAAGCAGUGCUUCAAGAAGUUGAGGAACAUGGGAAAAAAUGUAAACUGGAAAAGUUUGAACUACCUGCUGCUGUAAAACUGUGCACAGAAGUGUGGUCACCAGACAUGGGACUAGUUACAGCUGCAUUCAAACUGAAGAGGAAGGAUAUACAAGACAGAUAUCAGCACGAGAUAAAUCGCAUGUAUGCCUCAUGAUCUUGGAACUGACUUAAUUACAGGAUUGAUGUAAAAUCCAUUCAGAAGCAUUUUUCAUGAGUAUUUGGUUGAACAUGCCCAGAGAAGUUGAAGCUGUUGCUGUUUGCAGACUGUGGGGUCUUUCAGCAGGCUGUGGUCCUACAUUUAGUCUUAGUUUUUAGUAUAUCUGUAGAAGUAUUUUUUAUCCCAUAUUUAUGUAAUUUCUUUCACAUGAAUCUCUCCUGAUAUCAAAGGUUUGGGUGUUAUAUUGUUUUUUUGUACAUCUUGAAGCUAGUACCAGUAUUUUUGAGAUAAAGUUUUGUAUAAAAUGGCUUUGCCCAUGUCACCCAAAUAUUUGUUAUUGUGAAUGUAAUGUUUUCUGUUACUAAGUAGGAUUCAAGGUUCUCAGUGGUAAGUAUGAAAAUGGGUUUAUUCUGGGUGGUAGUGCCAUGUAGUCAGGUAGAAGUUUACCAUUUCAGAGGCCCUCGCUGCCUCCUCCAGGGCAUUGAGUAAGCACUGACAUGUGAUUGGUUUGAUAGAUAGGAACCAGUUAGUCAAUGCAGAACCUUGAAUGGACCUGUGACGAGUAGGGUCAGUAUCAUGUAUGGGCCUAGGAGUCUAUGGGAGGGGGGGUGCCAAAUCCUUUCUUGACUCCCAGGAGACUACACUGUACUACAACCUAGAAGACAGCCCUCUUCUGUUAUCCAAGAAUUGAGACUGGAGUGAAAGUUGUAGGUUGCAAUGCUGCUUGCUCAGAAUAAAGGGCCAGGUGAAUUUGUAUAGUUUCCUGAAUUGCUCAUGCUGUGCAUGAAAUGGGAAAAUGUUUCUGUGGUGUAGGUAAGCACUAGUCUAAUAGUGUUCCCAAAGGAAUGAUAUUUAAACCUAGCCAGAUUAAUAUGGCUUUGUUUAAAUUAUACUGCACUAACAUCACAAUUAUCUCAUAGGUUGCAUUAGAAUAUACUAAUUGAUUAUCUAUUUUUGUAUGUACUUUAUUUUGUUUGGUUUAUACAAAGGUAACUUAGCUGCUGAUAUGUCUGAAAUUAACAUUGUACAUCUCUGUAAUAAGUGCGGUGUAUAUACAAGAAAUGACAUGUUAUAACAAUUUGUGUGUAAUUUUUGGGGGCUAAAAUGUUUUCAAAGCUCUGCUGUACAUUGUGUUGACUGCAUGUUUUUGCCAAGUUUACUUGUAAAAUGCAAUGAUGUUUCAUCAUAUAUGGAAUAAUGAGAUGAUUUCACUUCACUAUGUUCACUUUGAUCUCUUACAUUCUUGUUAAAUUUACCGUUCAUUAUAAUCUAGGCAUAUCGUUCAAACUGAAAUGGUCGUGUUGAAGUACUGCAGUGGGGGACACUUCAGAGCUUGGCUGUGUGAGUUUAUGGUGUGAGUGAUAUUUAUAUUUUAUAAGAAUGUAUCUGUUAUGUACAGUAUUCAAAAUACUUCAUAUCUUGUAUGCACUUUGCCAGUGAAUUUAUUUAAUCUGCAAUAAAAUUCACAGUUCACAAGGACUUGAUGUAAUUGUUUAUACAAGUCUUGUGUUAUGUACAGUGUUUGUAUGUGCAAUAAAUUUGAGGAUGAUUUCAGUUAA
Zootermopsis nevadensis is the source of this 3940-nucleotide messenger RNA. RefSeq names its product Acyl-CoA synthetase long-chain (gene Acsl). Gene Ontology annotation, molecular function: palmitoyl-CoA ligase activity. Gene Ontology annotation, cellular component: endoplasmic reticulum; plasma membrane; lipid droplet. Gene Ontology annotation, biological process: long-chain fatty acid metabolic process; neuron differentiation; long-chain fatty-acyl-CoA metabolic process. Lineage: Eukaryota; Metazoa; Arthropoda; Insecta; Blattodea; Termopsidae. The record is from RefSeq and is a predicted model, not a curated record.